Molecule: messenger RNA, 803 nt
Organism: Aspergillus wentii DTO 134E9
Lineage: Eukaryota; Fungi; Ascomycota; Eurotiomycetes; Eurotiales; Aspergillaceae
Exons: 1
Coding region: 71-643 (190 amino acids)
Source: RefSeq, a predicted model, not a curated record
CUCUGUCUCUAUCGGGAAAUUGAUUUUUUACUCUUGAAUCCCCCAUAAACAAGCUUGCAUUCAACCCAACAUGCGCCUCGCGUUAACCGUAUUCUCAGCCAUCUCCUUGACCUCAUUAUCCAUUGCCACCCCUUCUGCUCCGCAACUUGCCUCGGCCGAUGUCCUGUACUGGCCCGUGACCUCUUCUCAGCCUUCCUCGCUCGCUCGCAUAUCGUAUGAUGUGACGUCGCUGACAUCAGACGUGAUAUCCUUCUCCCCUCCGAAUCCCGUCGAUCACAACAACAAACAGCAGAGCGAGAUCCGAGAUCAGAAUGAGGAUCUAGUCCGCGUUGGCCUGUACAUCUCUACUCCAGAAAAUUCCAGGCAAUGGGUCGGUACUCUCACAACGCGUUCCUCCCUGGCCGGUAACGGCGGCAUAGGGCCAACGCUUCGACUUCAUCUAGAUCCUUCCGACAACGAGGUCUACCAAGUCUCCGUAUUGCCACCAUUGUCCGCUACAAAUGCUUCAGGCACUGUGAAUCCUACCAUUGAGCUGGUUUCCAGUGAAGUAGGACCCUAUCCACAUCUCAAUCGCCCUAUUGUGGUUGGCCCAGAUGGUAAAAACUCUGAGGAACUUAUCGAGAAGACUUUCUUCCAGAAGUAAGUAUAUAAAACCCUUCGCCCCCAAGUACCAUAUCGAAUUUUCGUCAUCAAUUAUAAUCUAACCUGUUCAAACCCUGUCUAGAUAUUGGUGGGUAUUCCUCGUCAUCACCUUCCUGGCGAUGUCGGGCAGCGCAGAGGGGCAAUAAACUGAAUCAUAAUAC